CUCUCACUUCACUGUCAUUACUUUUCUAGCGAACUUGCUCCCGCGUGUGCGAUCGCACUCGCUGUCGCCUUCCCGGUCGGCUUUCUGCGACAUCCCUGGAAAUCCCUGAGAUGAGGCAAUGUCACCGACCAAUGGUUUCGGAAACAUGUCACCAUCGACUGCGGGGAAUGCGCAACCGAACCUUGUUGACGACUCUUGCAGCGAGGAUCCCUGAAUCCGGUCGGCUGAUGCACAAACUGUGUCGCAAACACGUUCACGUGUCGCUGAGUGGAAUGGCAAGGUUACAGAACAAAUGUGCAAAUCCAGGAAACCGUUUUCUUGUUCCCGAGUGCUCGGAUGUUCAACAAUGACUUCAACAGUUUGUUGCUCUCAAAACGGCUUCCAGCAGCCGAUUUGUCUGUGUAUAUAAACCCAGCUGCUUCUCCCAUCCCAUCAUCAUCAUUCAUUGAAGAACAGUUCAACUCGUUCUACAACAGUCGCAUCUGACCACAGGUUUUGAUUUUUUUUUUCUCUCUCGCUCUCUCUUUUUACUUACUACAACUUCUUCUUCUCUUCUUCUUCCCUCUUUAUCAUGGACGCCUACUCUGUUGAAUUGUACAAGCGCUACAACAUCGCUCCUCAUGUCGAGGCAUGCUCCAACAACGCCACCUUCAUUCAAAAGCUUGCUCAAGGAAAGCUUGCCGCUAGCAGCUUCAACAAGUGGCUCUUUGACGACCGGUUGUUUGUCCAAGCCGGUGCUUACUUUGUCGCCCAGCUUUAUGUGAGAGCCGAGGCUGACCCCAUUAUCCCUGAGGAGGCCAUGGCGGUUAUUCAACACGCUUAUGCUGUUCUUGGUCCUGAGAUGGCUCAUUUCGAGGCCAAGUGUAAGGAACGCGGUGUUGAAAUGCCCAAGCUUCCCAAAAUCCCCACCGACCCUCAUGAAAUGGUAAAGACCGACCCCUCUGCUUUCUACCACCUUUCCUCGCCCAACUGCCGCAAGUACGUCGAGUUCGUCACCAAGGAUGUCUUCCAGACCCCUGGUCUCACCGCUUCUGAUCUGCUCUACGUGUUCUGGAUCACCGAGGCCAUCUACCACCGUGCCUUUGCUACGGCUGCUGCCUCUCCCAUCUUCCAAAAGACGUUCCAGGAGCUCGACUUUGUCAAUUGGUGGGGUGGCCGUCCUUUCUUCAAGUAUGUCGAAGAGAUGGCUCACCAAGUCCAAAACCUUCCUUACUCGGACGUGACUCGUAAGCUUCUUGUCAAAGUCACCGAACUCGAGAACCUGUUUUGGUCCUCUGCCGAGCAGUAAGCACGACAUGCGAACUCAUAACACAGGAAGCUUGGCUUGGGAUUCUUUCCUUUCCCAAUUCACACAUAUUCUAUAGAGAAACGAAUGAAUGUUAUUAGAACG
Molecule: messenger RNA, 1390 nt
Organism: Schizosaccharomyces japonicus yFS275
Lineage: Eukaryota; Fungi; Ascomycota; Schizosaccharomycetes; Schizosaccharomycetales; Schizosaccharomycetaceae
Product: TENA/THI domain-containing protein
Exons: 1
Coding region: 572-1288 (238 amino acids)
Source: RefSeq, a predicted model, not a curated record